Trichechus manatus latirostris (Florida manatee) is the source of this 906-nucleotide messenger RNA. RefSeq names its product CART prepropeptide (gene CARTPT). The record is from RefSeq and is a predicted model, not a curated record. Gene Ontology annotation, biological process: G protein-coupled receptor signaling pathway; adult feeding behavior; negative regulation of appetite. The coding region runs from base 127 to 474 and encodes 115 amino acids. NCBI's taxonomy places the organism in Eukaryota, Metazoa, Chordata, Mammalia, Sirenia, Trichechidae. Gene Ontology annotation, molecular function: neuropeptide hormone activity. The transcript is spliced from 3 exons.
UUGACCCGGACCCUCCUCCAUACUCUUUUCCUAGCUCGCCCCCUCCCCUCUCCCUGCCCCAGGGCUCUGACUUGCUAUAAGAGGCGGGAGCGCAGGCUGCCCCUAACAGCGCCGAGUUUCAGCACCAUGGAGAGCUCCAGCCUGCGACUGCUGCCACUCCUGGGCGCCGCCCUGUUGCUGCUACCUCUGCUGGGCGCCCGUGCCCAGGAGGACGCCGAGAUUCAGCCCCGAGCCCUGGACAUCUACUCCGCCGUGGAGGACGCCUCCCAUGAGAAGGAGCUGAUCGAAGCGCUGCAGGAAGUCCUGAAGAAGCUCAAGAGUAAACGCAUUCCCAUCUAUGAGAAGAAGUACGGUCAAGUCCCCAUGUGCGACGCCGGCGAGCAGUGCGCGGUGCGGAAAGGAGCGAGGAUCGGGAAGCUGUGCGACUGUCCCCGAGCAACCUCCUGCAAUUCGUUCCUCCUGAAGUGCUUAUGAAGGGGCACACACCCUCCUUCAUUCGUCCCCCUCCCUUUAUUUUCCCCAAAGGACCACACCUUCAUCCGUGGAGUUUGGCUUUGGCAACAAAGUUUGCACUUCACUCUGAGGGCGAAGGGGCUCUUUUCCUCUGUUCCCAAAUAAGACAACACAUUAGAUGUUACUGUGUGAAGGGUAAUGCCUCGUAUGGUGUUGAUACGUGUGCAAAGUAUUCUUUUCUCAUUUUAUUUGUGUAGCAAGCUCUUGUGUAUCUUUGUGUAAAGAAGGGGAACUUUGCUUUGAAAAUUGUAUUUUUGUAUGUGGCAUGACAGGAUGAAAAUUAGAUCUGUUAAUCUUGGUAGAUGACAUCAUCACCUGGAAAAUUAAUCACCCUAAGAAACACGAAUUGAAGCAUGUACAAAUUAUACAUAAUAAAGUGUUUUUAAUAAUUGC